Messenger RNA from Nematostella vectensis (starlet sea anemone), 3014 nucleotides. Its product is annotated as hepatocyte nuclear factor 3-beta. The transcript has 2 exons. Gene Ontology annotation, molecular function: DNA-binding transcription factor activity, RNA polymerase II-specific; RNA polymerase II cis-regulatory region sequence-specific DNA binding. NCBI's taxonomy places the organism in Eukaryota, Metazoa, Cnidaria, Anthozoa, Actiniaria, Edwardsiidae. Gene Ontology annotation, biological process: anatomical structure morphogenesis; cell differentiation; regulation of transcription by RNA polymerase II. Bases 1545 to 2489 code for a protein of 314 amino acids. The record is from RefSeq and is a predicted model, not a curated record.
UCCAUCAAUUCUUUAUUUGCCGCAACACCCUUCUCCCUUUAGGCGAUCGUGUAGCUUACAUACAUCCCGCAUGGGUAAUAAGUGUGGUUUAAAGCCUUUCGUGCUAGUCAAAGUUUCCCUGAAGUUCAUUGCUGAUAUAGUUAAUCUAAGAUACCGGCUAUGCCGAAUCCUAACAUUAAACGAAACAGCUGCCCAUGGUUGCCAACCUGCACGGGCAAUAAGACUGUACUAAGCGUUACGUCACUGGCCCGACUGGGGCCUAGCGUUCUGUCACUUGGAGACGAUGGGUGUAUAGCUAGUUCAUUUAUAGCGUCCACAACGCAUUCUCUGUACUGUAGGAUCAACGCAUGUAAUAAGGGGAGCCACCGUUUAGGGUUGGCCCGUUUAUCAGGGCAGGGGGUACAUACCAGUGACUCUACAAAUGGCUAGAAGUGGUACACGAGAAUUUGUUAGCAAGCUAGAUGGUUUUCAUGGUUUUUCCGAAUAAAUGAACAAUGGCCUCAAUUUGAGCUACACGGACCUUGAACCUGAGAAUUAAAUCAUCACAUUCCCCCGAACAAGGAUGAAUUGGGAAUAUCGCGGUAUAUUGGGGUUCUCUGAGGCUUACUGUAAUUACUAUAUUGAUGGUUUCUUCAUAGACGUCUAAACUUGCGCGUGAAUGGAAACUGAAAGUCCAUUAAAAAAAAAAGAGGGACUGAAUGGGAUCUUUUCAAGGAACGCCUCGUACGACAUCCCAGCUGUAUCAGUAUUGAAAAAACCCAGUCAAACAAAUGUAUAGUGAGCACAUCUCCUUGCUGGUAAUUGCCCUCUUUAGAACUAAUUUGUUGUGAGAUGUAAUCGCGGGAAUGUGCGGCGUCUAAGUGUCUUCCAUGCCUAAAUAAAGCAAGCAGUCCAUUACAUGUGCAAACGUCUUGUUGUUUUUCUGUCCGUCGUGUUUGACUAAGGACGAAUUGAAUGCGCGGGGCAAGGUACCGCUCGUAAUGGGGCUCUGGUCACGCAGCAUCCAUAAAAAAUCACUAACAAUAACAAAACGCAAGCAGGCCUAAACAACUUGAGGACUUUUAUUUUCGCACGGAAUGCGACAUGGCCGGAAUUUACGCGUGGUUGAUAGACAAGGUAAAUUGACCCCAGAUGCAAAAUGCAUUCCAUCCGCGUGCCGAAUUCGCAAUCCCGGUAAGACAAGAGGAGCAGAUUAGCGCAGGGUGAGGAUUGAGCGAUUUGUGAUAGCCAAUGGAUAGGUCUGGGCUGAGGUAUAAAUGAGGUCGGGAGAGGGAGCUCUAGAGAAAGUAGAACACGCGCGCGCACCGGUAACUCGGCACACGACGCGCUACACACUACAACAAACACAGGAUAAACACACUCCACUCUCCACCGUGGGUGGGCCCAGAUAGCUUGUAAAAAUAACUACGAGUGUUUUGAAGAGUCGAGGUAUUCACAGUGAAGGAGCGAGAGUAGAAGCACGGGGUGUUCAGUCGAGCUAAUUAGUACUGAGUUGCAGGGACGUUAAACUGUUCAUCGCAGUGACCUGAUAAAAGCACCUCCGCAUGGACAUGGCUCAAGUCGCAGGAAACCCGGUCCGCUCCUCGAGAUUUGAACGGUUGCGGUUUGAAGGCGCGAGGGGAUUUUACGCAGGAAAUAAAAUGCACGAUAACACACCACAAGAGCUCCCCAAGCAAGGCGUACCGCUUCUAGGUGCCGGACAGGUAGGGCCCCUAUACUGCUCUACUUACGCACCGGUUAUAAAACCCACAGAGAGCGCGCAAGAGGCAUUACUCACGAUGAACACUAACCCGCAAAGCAAGCCGUACCUUUGCGAUGAAGUCAAGCCGCCGUUUUCUUACAUCGCACUUAUUACAAUGUCUAUCGAGGCCUCUCCUUACAGAAUGCGCACGUUAAACGAGAUCUAUGAGUUCAUAAUGACGAGAUUCCCUUACUUCAGAAAGAACCAGCAAAAGUGGCAAAACUCCAUUCGACACAAUCUGUCGCUCAACGACUGCUUCGUUAAAGUGCCAAGAAGUAUUUUCGGCAAGCCGGGAAAGGGAAACUAUUGGACGCUACACCCUUCGUGCGGGGAUAUGUUCGGCAGUGGAAGUUUUCUAAGAAGACCUAAACGAUUCAAGUGCAGAAUGCCGCAGCGACCGAACGAGCCAGCUUUUGUGCGCAAAGUAGACUCAUAUCAUCACUUCUCUUUGUACGACACCGUUACGCGCUUGCCGCCGUCACUUCACAGAUCAUUGCGUGGAGUGAGUGACUAUGAGAUGAGAAAGGCGCUGGAUUUGCGCGCCUCAAGACCUAACUUCUACGAGUCACCAAGUAGCGCAUUUAGCGAAACUAAGUCUCGCUCCCGAGGAUUCUCUAUACGCGAACUUAUUGAUAAGUCAACAGACGAGGGAAGGGACUUUCAGAGCGAUGAGGUUUGUAGCUGUGGAUGCGAGUCGCCAGCCUGGUCCGUACCAAUGAUGGCGCUACGUGCAGACCCGCACUGCUAGAAACUAGAACACUUGCCAGAGACUCAAGAGAAAAGACUCAAUUUAAAAUCACAUCACCCAUAUAUAGAACACUUAUUUAUAUCCAAUUCUCGCCCACAUUGGGCUCAUAUUAGUUUAGUUGCGUUGAGUUUUGUGUAGAUCGUUUUAAGGUCGUUAAUUCUCAGCUAGGGAGUUCGAUUUAUGAGCUCGGAAAACAGUGUUGAUCUCGGCAUGGGCUAAAAAGUUCAUUAGCCAAACAAUCAGCCGCCUAAAUCCGCUAAAUCGAACGUACAAUGAAAACAAUGUGCUUUUAUUAGUUAUACUCGUCAACUCUGCAUAAAGCUAUCGUUAAACAAUUAGUCUAGCAACUGAAAUUUACUACGUAUGCAUUUGUAUACUUUUUAAGGAAUGCGUUUUUGUAAUAUUUUGAUUAAGAAUCUCACGAAACUUUUUAAACUUUUUUUUUAAAAAGCGUGAAAGAACUCAUUGUAAAAUAAAUGAAUAUAUGGUUACUUAAUAAUAAAACGACUAGGAUUGUUGUUCAAA